AUGUGUCAACAAGCUCUUCGACGUCAUCUUCCAUUCACUUUUCCAUUAGAUGCAGAAAUUGAUCAAGAGUUCAAUCCUUCUAAAGAAGCUCAACAAACUGCUACAGGAGAUGUUCCCGAUCCCACAAAUGUUUUGGAUGAUCCUCCUAUGAAAUGUACAAGUGAAGAAGCUCAUAAGCCUCCCUAUGAAAAAGAUCUCUCAGAUAAUGUCAUGUUCAGAGAUGACAAUAUAAAUGUUGAUGCCAUUUCGAUUCCAAGUACUUUCAAUAUGUUGCAUAAGCCUUCUUCUUCGAAACUAUUUUAUGAUUUCGGCCUUUCCUCAUCCUCCGAGGAAUAG
Lactuca saligna is the source of this 336-nucleotide messenger RNA. The record is from the annotation of a GenBank genome assembly. Lineage: Eukaryota; Viridiplantae; Streptophyta; Magnoliopsida; Asterales; Asteraceae.